This is a messenger RNA of Paramormyrops kingsleyae, 1310 nucleotides long. The record is from RefSeq and is a predicted model, not a curated record. NCBI's taxonomy places the organism in Eukaryota, Metazoa, Chordata, Actinopteri, Osteoglossiformes, Mormyridae.
GGUAGCUGGACGUGCUUGCUGGCAGCCAGGGCUCGCAGACUGACAGACCUUGUUUCCUGUCAUGCCGUCAGGCUAUUCGGACACAGCGGGGCUUGCAGCGCCUGUGGGCUAUCCAUCCCUGCCAGCGAGAUGGUGAUGAGAGCCCAGGGCAGCGUGUAUCACCUGAAGUGCUUCACCUGCGCCACCUGUAGGAACCGGCUGGUGCCGGGCGACCGUUUUCACUACGUCAACGGCACAAUCUUCUGCGAGCAGGACCGGCCCAGCGGCACGUUGCUCAGCAGUCACCUGACCCCACUGCCUGACCAGAAGGUCUGCUGAAGUGGCUGGGGGCCAUCUCCAUACCCGCUCCCUCUUCCUCCUCCAUCCAAGCACCCCCUUGCGGUCUGUCAUAUACUUCCACUGUUAUACCACCCCCCCACCCCCAUGGAUGUCAACGGUGGAUAUAUCUCCUUAAUAUUAAAGGGUAUUCAAAACCAGCCACCGUCCACCUGUCCACAAACGAGAUCCUGACAGACUGACUGUUCACGGAGAAGAUGGACGGCUGCUUGUUGCUCUUGGAUGUUUCAGCUGGUACCUUGGCACAUGCUCCCUGGAGAUCGCAGACCCACACGGACGUGACCUGAGCCAGACAAUGAAGCAAAGUGAGGUUCCUCUGACCCACUCGGCGGCCGAAGGUCACGGGGACGACCUUGACACGGGAGGCCUUUUUCCUUUAUCAAGUAGAUGGAACUCUGGAAGAGAUGGGAAAGACUGAACAGACACCCUGAAAGCCAUGAAGGGGGAGGGGCUGCAGGAUCUCUGAGCAGCACAUAUCAGGAAAGCAAUCUGUGCCUCUUUCAGUCCAGAUGUAUCUGUCAUUUUUGGUGAGAAUUUUUGAAGAAAUCUGUAGAUCAGGUGAGCAUAUGGGUACUUGCUGAAAGGUUCUUGCUAUAACAUUAAAUCCUUGACUUAUUUUAAUUAUAAUCUUAAUGGUUUGUUUUAAUCUUUGACUUAUUUCAUUUUUUAAAUUUAGUUUAUUUGAAUAGGGAUCAUUGAAGGAACAUUAAAUCGGAGGGUGUGAAAGACUGUACAGUCAGGUGUGAAUCGUUUUGUUCUGGAUGGCGCUGCCAAGUUGACGGACUUCACAGGCCUUUGUGAAAGGAUGAUGGUAACGGCCAACUGUACAAGUGUGAUGAUCUGUACAUAUUUUUCUAAUGCCAACGUGUCGUGCUGAAGUGAGGCUGAAUUCUUGUCUGUUCCAGUUUUUUGAUUGGAAAUUGAAAAAUGCUGUGAAACAGUUAAAUGGAAAAAUAAAAUGCUUAACAGACCUA